AUGGACGGCCCUCCGCCGCCGCCCCCUCCCCACGGGGAGAAACCCAACACCACCCACGGCGAAUACCGAAAAUCCUCCGACCUCCCGCCCGGCAAUUAUGACAUCUUCAUCAUCCCGCCGCACUCCUCCGGCUCGGGCUUCCUCUACCUGCCCUCCCUCCAAUGCCAGCGCAACAGCUUCAUCGCCGGCUCCGUGUCGACCCUCGUCGUCGUGCUGCUCUGGGUGACCCUCUCGCCCAUCGUCAAGGCCUGGUACGUCGCCACCGUCGCCAGCGGCGGCGGCGCCUUCAUCGCCCUCAUCCUCGCCCUGGGCGUCGGGCUCGCCGGGUGGGCCUUUGGCACGGCCCAGGCGGGGAAGACGCAGGGCCCACGCGGCGGCGAUGCCGGCCCGGGGCCGGGACCGGGGCCAGGGGCAAGCCAGCAGUCUUCCUCUGGUCCGCGGGCGGACUACAACGCGCGCGGGCAGGGCUAUGCGGGCGCGGGUGCCGGGCCCCAGGGAGCGUAUGCCGGUGGUGGAGGUGGGGGUGGUGCAGGUGGUGGUGGACCUCAGUACGGGGGCCAUCAGUAUAGUGCUGGUGAGAGUGGACCGCCGCCAAACGAGCAGCCGAAGACAUCUUCUGAAAGUAAACAGGAAAGUAAGCCGCAGAGCGGAGCGGACUGGGAGAAGGCGCGGGAGGAGACGAGGCGGAAGGAGGAGCUGCGGCGGAAGAUGGAGGAGUUCAAGCGGAAGCGCGAGGCAGAGGCGCGCGAGAAACAGCGCCAGCGGGAGCGCGAGGCGAUGGAGAGGGAGCUGCGCGAGCGCAGGGAGCAGUUUGAGCGGGAGAUGGCGGCCGCCAAGGAGGCGGCUGCGAAGGAGGCGCGGGAACGCGCCGAGCGAGAGGCGGCCGAGGUCAGGGCCAAAGCGGAACGGGAAGCGGCCGAGGUCCGCGAGAGGGAGGCAAAGGCUGCUGCUGAGGCUAGAGCGAAGGCGGAACGAGAGGCGGCGGAGGCGCGCGCGCGGGCGGAGCGCGAGGAGGCGGAAGCCCGGGCAAGGGCGGAGGAAGCGAGGCUUCGAGCGGAGCGGGACGCUGCGGAUGCCAAAGCCAGAGCUGAGAAGGAGGCGGCGGAGAAAGAAGCCGCUGCAAAGGCUGCCGCGAAGAAGGAGGCGGACGCCAAGUUCGCUGCGCUUAAAGAAGCCGCUGCGAAGAAGUAUGCGGAAAAAAAGGCCCGCGACGCCCAGGAGGCGGCGGCCAAAGAAGCGGCGGAGAAGAAGGAGGCUGCUGCGAAAGAGGCCUCUGCAAAAGCCUCCAGUCAGAAAUCGUCGGCGACAACGUCCAACGUGCCACGAACGCCAUCGCCGAAGAAGCCCCCUUCUCGACCUGCUGCCAGCGAGGCAGACGAUGCGUAUUCGUUUCGUCCCUAUGACCGGCCGCGACGACCGUACGCCGGAACCUCGGGGUCACCAUCCGUCUACUCGGAAUCGUCAUAUGCCCCGUCUCAGUCGACGGCACGCACCACGCCUCCGCCAUCCACCAGAGGACGACGGUAUGAGACUAAGGAUCCGGAUAAGAUCGUCAUCCGCGGGGUGUAUCAGUUCAAUAAUGCAUUUCUCAAGACUCCGGUUGCACAGUUGGUGUCUGGCCAGGGCAUGGUGACGGAUGGACUGGUGCUACGCAUCACAACGGAGGGGUUAUUCAUUGACGAUGACGUGCGUGGCGUCCCUCAGCGCGAGUGGGACGUGAAGGCAUGGACUAUGAAGCUCGUCGAGGUGUGGUGUCCCCAGUACGGUGCACAGAAGCAGCCCCCCAAGGCCAACACUUCCUUCUUCCGUCGCGGGACGGGCGAACCUACGCCGGAGGAGAGCGAUGCAUACCUGCUCAACUACCUCAAAGUCUGCAAGAACAAGUGCCGAUUAGCCUCGCCGGAUAACUACGAUCCUCAAAGCCUUCAUGUGCUACGGGCUACGAUCCGAGAUCAGGAGGGCCGACGGUACGUCUUUGUCCUGCAGGAGACCGAAGGAUGGAAAGUCGGCAUCGGGCUGCAGCGGCUGCGCAGAGGGACACAGGUGCGCGCACUGGGCGUCACGAAUAUGCCGGUCAAUGAAUACCGAUCAACGCUUGGGAAUCUCGGUUAUGUGUGA
This is a messenger RNA of Aspergillus terreus NIH2624, 2118 nucleotides long. RefSeq lists its product as uncharacterized. Lineage: Eukaryota; Fungi; Ascomycota; Eurotiomycetes; Eurotiales; Aspergillaceae. Bases 1 to 2118 code for a protein of 705 amino acids. The record is from RefSeq and is a predicted model, not a curated record. The transcript has a single exon.